AUGGUAGUUGGUAGCAUGGUUAUUCCAAAAUAUUCUGAUCCUAAGACAAUUUACACCCCAAAAGACAUUCAAUUUGAUAUGUUGUCUGAACACGGUGUGAAUCUAACCUACAUGCAAGCUUGGAGAGCAAAGGAAAAGGCUUUACAGUUUUUGAGAGGUCAUCCUGCUGACUCCUACAGCAAAUUGCCUAGUUAUUUGUAUAUUCUAGAAAAGACUUGUCCGGGACCAGUUGUAGUAGUUGAUGGGACCUUUUUUAAGUCAGCGUACAAGGGAAUAAUGUUAACAGCCAGUACAAUGGAUGCAGCAGGUACCAUAUUACCAUUGGUAUAUGUUGUUGUUGAUUCAAAGAAUGACGCAUCAUGGAAGUGGUUUUUUGAGCAAUUCAAGCUCGCGUAUGGUGAAAGAGAAAACAUGUGUGUUGUUUCGGAUCGGAAUGAGAGUAUCUUGAAGUCAAAGUUCAAGAAGGGACAUCUUAAGCUUAUUGAAUUAUACUUUGCCACGACGCGGUCAGACAUACUUGAUGAAUUUAAUGAAAGGAUGUCAAAGAUUGAGGAGAUUGACCCCCGUGUUAAAGCAUACUUAUACGAUAUUGGAUAUCAUAGAUGGUCUCGAGUACAUGUAACGGUGAGCAGAACUUGGACUAUGACAUCAAACAUUGCAGAGUCGUUGAAUGCUGUAACAAAAUAUGCAAGAAAGCUACCGAUAGUAGAACUAUUAGAGUAUAUGAGGACCCUUCUUGAACGUUGGACGAAAGAAAAAUUAUUGAAAGCAAAGGGUACAUUAACAUACAUUGGAUACAAAUUCAACAAAGAGUUGGAUGACAACAAAACAUUGUCGCACAAGCUUAGAGUGAGGGCUUCAACAGACUACAUCCAUACAGUAAUAGAUGGUGUGAGGCGCUAUAUUGUUUGUCUUGAAAACAAGAAAUAUAGUUGUGGGCAAUUCCAGCUUGAUGAACUACCUUGUCCACAUGUUUUGGUUGUUUUAAAACAAAGGGAUGAGUCCUUUGAAGAAUAUUGUUCUCCUUAUUACACAAGGGCGAACCUCUUGCGUACGUAUGAAAUACCAGUAAAUCUGCUGCCUGAUGAAAGCAAAUGGAAUGUGCCAUAA
Molecule: messenger RNA, 1110 nt
Organism: Nicotiana tabacum (common tobacco)
Lineage: Eukaryota; Viridiplantae; Streptophyta; Magnoliopsida; Solanales; Solanaceae
Source: RefSeq, a predicted model, not a curated record